Messenger RNA from Tachysurus fulvidraco (yellow catfish), 2208 nucleotides. RefSeq lists its product as uncharacterized. Lineage: Eukaryota; Metazoa; Chordata; Actinopteri; Siluriformes; Bagridae. The record is from RefSeq and is a predicted model, not a curated record. The coding region runs from base 446 to 1426 and encodes 326 amino acids. The transcript has 7 exons.
AGUAGGAUGUAGACGUCUUGUAAAAGAUGCCUGGAAUUUUACACAACUUAUUAGAAUGCACCAAUCAGGGUCCAGGUAUUAAAAGUGAUGACAUGUACAUAAAACAGGAUUUGUAAAAGAAAUGUAUAACACAACAAACAUGUUCUUUUAUGUCAGUGCACUUCGGCUUUAUCCACUUUGUUAAGCUGUGCGUGUUUUAGCAGAACCACAGUGAGUGUCCGUGACACAGUUGAGAAGUGAGAAAGCCGCUAACCAUUUUUAGACAGUAUACUGCGUGUGAAAAGAGCGUUAUAUAAAAGACUGUAGGUGCUUUUUUGUCUUUACUGCCACCCACAGCAAGCAUUUACAAGAGUGCUUAAACCCCCAGUGAGUGAGGAAGUGUUUUUGGUGUUUUGGACUUGGGCGAUUAGUGUUGAGUCAAUAGUCUGAGGCGAGCUGCAGCAAGAUGAAACAUUUGUAUACUAACAGAGCAAUGUGGUUCUCCGGAGUACUGAUCUUUGGGAUUCUUCAGGGUGUGUGUGUUGUUUUAGCUGAUACAAACACAGUGGUGUACAGAGCUCCUGGAAGCUCACUGGAUCUAACGGUGAAACAUCCUAAAGACUCAGUGUCAAGUGUAAAGUGGCUCUUCAAUGAGAAUCUGAUUUCUACAUACUCUCAAAAGGAAGCUUACUCACGCCGGGAAUCCCAGUUCACUGGACGGUUAAAAGAAGAUAGUGAUAAAGUUGGAGUAACUGUACAAGAUCUUCAACCCCAAGAUGCUGGGACAUUCACAGUGGUUGUAGAUGGAACUGAAAAACAGUAUCCAACAGAGAAAUUUACUGUUUAUAUUCAAAACCCCAUAAUAUCUGUGCAGAUUGAGAAGAAUCAGACAUGGAAAAUGUCCACAAACAGCUGUGAUGUCGAUGUGAAAUGUGCAGCGCUCGGAUCUGAGAAUGUUUCCUACCUGUGGAGCGGCUAUAAGACUGCUAGUGGAGCUCAACUGCACUUCACUCUCUCACCUGCAGGAGGAGCUGUUACACUGAACUGUACUGCAAAUAACAGCGUCAGCUCCAGUUCUGCUUCAGAGACACUGAGCUGUAUUGAAAAUCCCAGUAUCCCAGACAAUCCUCUUGAGUCGAUUUUAAUACCAGCAGGAGCUGCUUUUCUUUUGCUUAUUGCUGUUAUUCUAGCAACGACCUUCUGGUGGAGAUCUCACAAAGCUCACAGUGUUGAUGAAAGUGGACCAACAGUGUAUGCAUGUGUUGGUCCUGGAGCCACUGCUCAGAAAGAUAAACGCUCAGACAGUGUUAAUAACGGAACGACAGUGUAUGAAACAGUGGAUGACCUGAGAAAGACACCUGAUAUGACUAUUUAUGCUAAGGUGACAUUUCCUCAACAUGCAAAGGUCAGCACUACCUCAUCCUCACCAUACCAGCAAGUUUGCUGAAAAAGAAAAAUUACUAUCAUUUAUUGUGUAUGUACUGUUCUUUCUUUUGUUCAAAUAUUUUCUCAUAUGUCACCCUGAUGUCAUGUUUAAGGGUCAUUUCAGGUGCAAUCCUAAAUGUGUCUGAGGCCAGGAUAUUAAUGGUCAUUAUCAUUUACAUGGAUCUACUACAGCACUAUAUAGUCAUGCAGUUGAAUACACUCAUUUUCACCUAAAAUCAUAUUAAAUAUAAUGCAAAUCCAUGUAUUUAAUUGAGCAAUCUGAUAACUUAUAACUUCCAUCAUGACCAGGUACUUCACUAGUUUUCAGCCUGUUGACCAUAUCUAAUGAAAAAAAAAAUUAAAAGUACCUCUCAGGUCUAAGGCCCUGAUUUCAUGCAUUUAGUCAAUAAGUGGGUAUGCAGUUCAUCAUAAAAGGAUUAAGCAUGUAAUACUGAUUGAUUAAGCAUAUAAUACUGUUAUGAUAGUUUAAGACAGGAAAUGUACUGGAAGCUACCAUCUCCUUAGGAAAGACUGUUUGAUGCUAAUAAGUAUCAAACAGUCUUUACUAAGGAGAUGGUAGGGCUUUGCUUACUCCAAGCUAAUCCAGCAGAUAAAGUUCAUUGCUUAUCUUAAUUACCAAUUUGUUUAUCCACUUAGCCUUUGUUUUUGAAGAUAAAAAUAUUGGCUAGUAAACAACAAAGGCUACAUUGCUUAUCCUUACAAGUAUUACAGAUUGAACUGUACAUUGUAUAUCACUGUAUAAACAUUUUAAUACAAAGACAAAUAAAAAUUGUAAUUAAUAAA